UAAAUACCUGACGGCCUACAGAUGUUGUGAUGGCUGGACCAAAUACAAGAGUCAUUCCAUAGACUGUAUGGUCAGAACUAAAUGCUAUGCAGAUAGCUACAAUUUCGUGUGUGACAAUGGCAAGUGCCUGGAUAACCGGUAUAUCUGUGACGGUGCUGACCAGUGCGGAGACGGCUCUGAUGAACGCAUGUGUGGCAGCUGUCCUGCGGGGUACUUCCGCUGUUACAAAGAUGACGCGUGUCUACCCCGGCGCCUGUACUGUGAUGCCAUUGUGGACUGUGGAGAUCCUAGAACAGAGAUUCCGGAGGACGAAAUGAACUGUGCCUUGACAAUCAAGUUAAUGGGCACCACGUCAACGAGCAGAUACGGUCACGUGAACAAGGGGGUCGUGGGACUGUGGCAUUAUGGGAAGUGGGGAUCCCUUUGUGACGAUUACAUGGGCCUCAAUGACGCCCACGUGUUGUGUCGUUCACUUGGCUUCAAACAGGCGAUAAGGACGAUUAAAGACGGAUCUCUUGGGACUUUAAGUGCUUCGUAUCCGAUAUGGAUGGACAAUCUCGCGUGUACGGGGAACGAGCAGGUUCUGGUGCAGUGUGACAAGCCAAGGUGGGGGGACCAUAACUGUGGCCAUUACGAAGACGUCGCCAUUGAGUGCAGUGAAGAACGUUUGCCUCAAAUUCAGAUCGUGGGGAGGAGAGGGUUAAGCACCGGGCGCUCUAGACGCAGGCCAAUGUGGUGGGAGACAGUAUGAAGAUAGAAACAGAAACAAAGAAAUAGAAAAUGUGCUAAACUAUUCAACAAAGAUCCUUUAACACCCAUUUGAGAAUAUUCAUUUUUAUCCCAUCUCACUUCUGUUUAAUAAUAUCCUAUUUCAUCAUGUCUUUUUAUUUCUAAAUGCAACGUAACCGAUUUGGCGAAAAGAAAACUGACAUGCUAAUUACUAUAUAAACUAUUGAUAAUAAGUUCGUUUCCAAAACCUUGUGAAUUUUAUGAAGACACUUUUUAACACAUUCAGCAAUAAAUGUGGUAAGUAUAACAACAUUUUGCUCAGUGAAUUUAAAUUACCUAUAUGUAAUUGCUGCCACCUAUCGUAUGAAUUGUAACUACAGGAUUUUAUUUUCUGAAAGAAAAAUGAUUCUUUUGAAAAUGAUUCUGAACAAUGUUUUACUUUAUACUUUAAAAGAUAAAUUCACUUUUACCAAAGUAGAAAUUAAAGUGCAUUUUCACAACGAAGCCUUAUUAGCUAACAAUUGUAAUUUAUUCCUUUUGUAUAUUUUCUCAUAUAAAAAAUUACU
Lingula anatina is the source of this 1295-nucleotide messenger RNA. Its product is annotated as neurotrypsin-like. Gene Ontology annotation, cellular component: membrane. Gene Ontology annotation, molecular function: protein binding. Lineage: Eukaryota; Metazoa; Brachiopoda; Lingulata; Lingulida; Lingulidae. The record is from RefSeq and is a predicted model, not a curated record.